Oldenlandia corymbosa var. corymbosa is the source of this 1041-nucleotide messenger RNA. The record is from the annotation of a GenBank genome assembly. Lineage: Eukaryota; Viridiplantae; Streptophyta; Magnoliopsida; Gentianales; Rubiaceae.
AUGGUGAAAUCUUGUGGAGGUCUUCCAUUAGCAGUGGUCGUCCUAGGAGGAGUCCUUGCAACAAAAAAAAGCUAUAGGGAAUGGGCUGUAGUGGAUGAAGAGAUAGACGUCGAGAGAGUUAUCCAUUGGUGGACGGCCGAAGGGAUGGUUCUUGCGGAAGACAAGAUAGGGGAUGAGUCAAUAAUGGAUGUUGCUGAGCGUUAUUUUGAACAGUUGGGGAUGCGAUGUUUAGUUAUGUUGCGAACAUUUGAUGUGGAUGCCGUUUCGGUGAUAAGGUAUAGAUCAUGUCGCCUCCAUGAUCUUAUGAGGGACUUGUGCAGAGCAAAGGCCAGAGAAGAGAAUUUCUUGAGGGUGAUUGGCUUGGCACAUGCAAAUGAUAAUCAGUUGGCAGAUUCUUUUCCUUCAUCAGGUCGCAGUAUCCGUCGGGUCAUGAUUAAUUUGAGUGACAAGGAUGCGGCAAAAUAUGCUCCAAUUCAACUGGUGGAAGGCAAGCAUCUCCGAACUAUGGAAUUUUGGGCUGUUGGGACUGAACAUAGUUACUUCACACAACAAAUAGCACAGUCGCAAAUCGACAGGUUCGAGAUGCUAAAAUCUUUGACCAUCAGACAUGUUACUUCUCCAGGGGUUUACUAUGGAGGGUCACGUAUUUCUCGCAGAGCUUUCAAGUUACCAAUAGGUAAUCUCAUUCACUUGCGUUGCUUGAGAUCGAUCGAUUCAUUAUUGGUCAUGUCACCUUCUUCAAUAAGCAACCUGCAACACUUGGAGACUCUAGAUAUAAGAGAAUCUCAUAUAGUACUCACGAAGAAGGCCCCGAUAGUGGUGAGACGUCUGAGACAUCUUUAUUUCACCGAGAGAGAGGGAGGUGUGUUCUUCCCUUUGAGAUUGAAGGUCUCUAAAGAGCUGGAGAUAAUAAGCGGUUUACAACCUCCCCUGAUCCAAAUUGAACAGUUGUCGGAGUUGUCUGGGAUUCGAAAACUAGUAGUUACAAAAGAGUGUGAUUUGCCUUGCUUUGCAGAUGUAGCAGUGUGUGUCAAAGUCUGA